AUGACCUUCACAAUCCCCACGCCACUACGUCCGACAUCCCUCCGAAAUCUCAACCUACUUCUCCGAACCGCUCCUCGAUAUAUCCAGAACCAAUUCCGAUGCCAAUCUACAUCCUCCCACUCUCAUUCGUCGGUCAAUCCGGAUGAAGUAUCGCAUUUCAAUGCUUUGGCUUCAACAUGGUGGGAUCCGCAUGGUUCUUCUAGGUUAUUGCAUUUGAUGAAUCCGCUGCGUCAUGAUUUUAUACGUACAUGUUAUGCCUCACAACCCAUACCACCUGCGGAUGCGGGCCUGAAAUAUCUGGAUGUAGGAUGUGGAGGGGGAAUAUUUGCGGAGAGUGCGGCGAGAUUGGGGAGUACGGGGAGUGUAACGGCGAUUGAUCCUUCGCCUGUAGUAUUGGAUGUUGCAAAGGGACAUGCGAGGAAAGAUCCAGGGUUGGCGAGAAAAUUAAAGUAUUUGAAUACUUCGAUUGAGGGGUUACCGAUACCGAAAACUAAAGAGGAUCAAUAUGAUGUGUUGUCGUUGUUUGAGGUUAUCGAACAUAUUACAUACCCGUCUUCGUUUCUAGAUAAAUGUGCACCGUUUGUGAAGCCCGGGGGGUGGAUCAUCAUGAGUACGAUGGCGAGGACGUGGACGAGUUGGUUGACGACGAAGGUGGUGGCGGAGGAUAUUUUGGGGAUUGUGCCGAGGGGGACGCAUGAUUGGGAUCAGUAUAUCAAUGAGGAGGAGUUGAGGGGACAUUUUCUAAGGGAGAGAGGUUGGAAUAGUCCGAUUGUGAGUGGAGUGGUUUAUGUGCCGGGGUUGGGGUGGAAGGUGGUGCCGGGGAGUGAGAAGGUGGGUAAUUAUUUCUUUGGGAUUAGGAGGGAUGAGGUUACGCAGGUGUGA
Sclerotinia borealis F-4128 is the source of this 882-nucleotide messenger RNA. NCBI's taxonomy places the organism in Eukaryota, Fungi, Ascomycota, Leotiomycetes, Helotiales, Sclerotiniaceae. The record is from the annotation of a GenBank genome assembly.